CUUCCCCCCAUAGAGCAGACGGGACCGGAAGUGGGGCACGUUGUCGGCCAUAUUGGAAGAGGCAGGAAAAGUCCUGGAGGUGCGGUGUAGUCCCCACGUGGGAGGUCUGUGCGAUUACAUCCAAUGACGUGAUCUGUGCGGUUAUCCCCUCCCCCCUCGAAGACCGUCCGCAGAACGCAGGAACAUGAGCAGCGCCCUGUUCAGCAGUGAUGCGGAGAACGUCAUCCAUCGGGCCCUCGGUGCUCCAGAACUGGGGGCCAGUCGAUGCUCCGAGGGGCCCCUGGAGGAGAUCUAUGAAAUUCAGAGGACUGUCCGGUUUAUUCGGGAGAACGGGGCCAAAAAGGUGGCUCUGCAGUUCCCCGAUGACCUCCUGGUGGAUUCCGUCAACGUUGCCAGGAAACUGGAAGAAGCCACAGGGGCCAAAAUGUACAUGUUGGGGGACACGUCGUACGGCAGGUGAGAUGAUUGACAGGAGAAGGCGUUCCAUUGGCAGUUGCUGUGUGGACGAGGUGGCCGCGGAACACGUUGGCGCUGAAAUCCUGAUACAUUACGGCCGGGCGUGUCUGAGCCCGAGCAACCGGCUGCCCGUCAUGUAUGUCUUUGGCGGUAAAGCGGUGGAUGUGGACCUGUGUGUGGAGAGUUUCCAGAACCUCGUCCCGGACCUCCUGACGCCCGUGGUGGUCUUCAGUGAUGUGCUGUAUGAACAUGUUCUAGGUGAAUUGGAAGCGCGCCUCGCCCGGACGCACCCCCGGGUCACAUUCACGAAGCUCUCCUGGGUCAGCGAUGUUCCUCCUGGUGAGCUCCGCAGGUUUGGCCGCAGCUUCUCCCCCGAUCUGACCCUCUGGCCAGACGCCUACAGCUUCUUCUACGUGGGAGGAGAAGGUCCAACGCUCAGCAACCUCCUGCUCACCUGGCCGCAGUGCCCCUUCUUCAGCUUCAACCCCGAGACCGGGGAGGGCAGGAAGGAAGGACUGAACGUCAACCGCGCCCUGAUGAAGCGCUUCUACCUGAUCGAGAAGGCUCGGGACGCUCAGGUGGUCGGCAUUCUGGUGGGCACGCUGGGCGUGUCGGACUAUCUGUCGGCUCUGGCCCACCUGAAGGACGUCACCCGCCGGGCCGGGAAGAAGAGUUACAUGCUGUCUAUGGGGAAGCUGAACCCGGCCAAGCUGGCCAACUUCCUGGAGGUGGACAUCUUCGUGUUGGUGGCGUGUGCCGAGAACUCCUUGCUGGACUCCAGCGAUUUCUACCGGCCCAUAGUCACUCCCGAUGAGAUGGAGGUGGCCUGUAACCCGGCGCGGGAGUGGGGCGGCUGCUGCGUCACCGAAUUCCGAGAGCUGCUGCCAGGUGGAUCAUCGCACGUUCCGUUCCCUGAUAUUGACCCCGAGGACGCGGACAGAACCGACGUCUCUCUGAUCACCGGGGACUUGAGAUCCGUUCGCAUUUCAGCCACAGAGACCUCUGGAGAGAAGGCGGUGGGGACGGCCCUGGCACAGAGGAACGCGGAGACCACCCUGGCAGAGCUGGGACCGGCCGCCUCGUUCCUGUCCUCCCGGAGUUGGCAGGGAUUGGACAAGUCUCUGGGUCAGACCCCAGUGGUGAAAGCGGUAGAGGGACGCCGAGGAAUCGCCAUCGCUUAUGAAGACGAAGCUCCCAACUAAAAAGGCGUCAUAUCUGGGUGACGUCACGGCGUGGCGCCGCUGCGCAGAGACUUGGAGGUGCGCAAAGCCGUUCAGCUUCCGAAAGAGGGAAACGGGAAUGAAAAAGAGAAAAUGUACUGAGGAGCCCGGAGCCGGUACCGAGGAGGCUGAUCCGACCGCGGGAGCGCCGACCAGUCCGCGGCUGAUUAUAUCGCAGGGUCUGGAUAUGGACGUUCUGAUGUUAUCCUACAGAUAUUAUAAACGCCGACUUUGCCACCAUUUUCUACGACCGUCACUGUGCAAUGUACCCAGCCCCCUCCCUAUGUUCUAAAAAUGAGAGAAGGAGGGGAGGUGUUCUGUAGUCCAGUCUUAGGGGGACAACGCUGCUCCGCCUCCACACUCUGGGACAGAAAGCGUGUUACUGGUGGGAUCACCGAGCGAAAAUAAAGGAAACUAAUUCAUCACA
Rana temporaria (common frog) is the source of this 2103-nucleotide messenger RNA. It is a transcript of the gene DPH2, whose product is annotated as diphthamide biosynthesis 2. NCBI's taxonomy places the organism in Eukaryota, Metazoa, Chordata, Amphibia, Anura, Ranidae. The coding region runs from base 210 to 1658 and encodes 482 amino acids. Gene Ontology annotation, molecular function: 2-(3-amino-3-carboxypropyl)histidine synthase activity. Gene Ontology annotation, biological process: protein histidyl modification to diphthamide. The record is from RefSeq and is a predicted model, not a curated record. The transcript is spliced from 7 exons.